This is a messenger RNA of Paracoccidioides brasiliensis Pb18, 684 nucleotides long. RefSeq lists its product as uncharacterized. The coding region runs from base 1 to 684 and encodes 227 amino acids. The record is from RefSeq and is a predicted model, not a curated record. The transcript is spliced from 2 exons. Gene Ontology annotation, molecular function: metal ion binding. Gene Ontology annotation, biological process: superoxide metabolic process.
AUGAAGCCUAUAUUUUCUGUCCUCGCAUGUUCGCUGGGCUUUGCCCUCCGUGCGACUGCGCAAUUUCCGGAAGUCGCCAUAACUACCGACAACCCGAAUGAUACGUACACCAUGCAUCUGAUGGACAGAAAUGAUACCACUGUUCGCGGAGUUGUCAAUGUUACUGGUGGCCCAGGCGGUGUUGGAGUGAUGUACCAUGCCAAGUUUUGGGGUUUCCCAAACGAGACAGAAGUUGGAGGAACCUUCCCGUGGCACGUCCAUGUUGAACCUGUCGAUUCCUCGGGUAACUGCAACUCCACCCUUGCCCAUCUCGAUCUAAUGAUGCGUGGCGAGAUGCCACCCUGCAACGCGAGCACGCCCCAGAUGUGCCAGGAGGGCGAUCUGAGUGGCAAGUACGGCGAUAUUAGGAACGCGUCCAACGGAAGCGUCUAUGAAGUGACUUUUAUGGAUAAUUUCACCUCCGUCAAAGACGGCCUUGGUUCAUAUGUCGGCAAUCGAUCUAUCGUCGUCCAUUACAAGAAUACGUCCCGUAUCAACUGCGGCAACUUCACGCUAGUCAGCAUAAAUGGUUCUGCUACCCCCACACCAACUGCAUCGCAACGGCCCUCCCAAGGCCCUGCAAACCGUGUUGGUGCCUUCUGUCUUGGUGUGAUGCUGGCCGGUGUCGCUGCGAUGAUAUGGUAA